AGUCUUGAAUAUUGGAAUAAAGAGGACAGUUGCAUAUUGGCUAGCUCCGUCAUUAGUCGUCUUUUAUUAUACGCGAUUUCUCCCUGUUUCAGGUUUCUACAAAUUCAGUUAUUAUUUGACAAUUAAACAAGACACAUAAACCGAAAAGGAUAUCAUUAAGAUGAAGAAACAAGAAGUCUUUUCAAGACAAUAUCGUGCUCAAAUGAAUUCAAUUUAUUAUCUUUAAAUAGAUAAUAAAAAAUGAAAGAUUCGCAAAACUUUAGAAGAUGGACACAAAACAGGUUACUGUAAAGCUUGGCUCCGAUACAAAACAAACGAAACCAACGAAUACGAAAAAGAACAACAAAACACAACCUUCUGUCGAUUUAAACAAGGAGUUUCAAAAAGCAAAAGAAGAAAGUAAGAUAACAUUGAACUUGUCUAAGUGCAACAUUACAGUGGUUCCGGGCGAGCGCAUCAAAGAGCUGACAAAUCUUGUAGAAUUGUAUUUAUAUGGAAAUAAAAUAGCUGUAUUGCCGUCUGAAAUAGGAUGUUUAACACAACUUCAGACACUGGCACUAAAUGAAAAUCAGCUCAAUUCAUUGCCUGAAUCACUUCAAAAUCUAACUAAGCUGAGAGUUCUGGACCUUCGCCAUAAUAAACUUGGCGAAGAUAUUCCAGAUUCAAUUUAUAAACUACGAAAUUUGACAACACUUUAUUUGAGAUUCAACCGUAUUCGGAAUGUGAGCGAAGAAAUCAGGAAUUUGGAGAAGUUAACAAUGUUAAGUUUGCGUGAGAAUAAGAUCAAAAGUUUGCCGAGAGCCAUUGGAUGUCUUGUUAACCUUGAUAUACUCGACAUUAGUCACAAUCAUUUGGAGCAUUUGCCCGAAGAAAUUGGUUUGUGUAAGAACCUAAGCGCUUUGGAUCUUCAACAUAACGAUUUACUUGAUAUUCCCGAAACUAUCGGGAAUCUUGUGAACCUUGCUCGUCUUGGCUUGCGUUACAAUCGAUUGACUGUCAUUCCACAGUCAUUGAAGAAUUGUACAAACAUGGAAGAAUUCAAUAUUGAAGGAAAUUCUGUUUCGGAGUUGCAGGGAAUUCUCGCAAACCUCACGCUACUCAACAGCAUCACAUUGUCAAGAAACUCCUUUGGGAGCUUUCCUUCAGGAGGUCCUGGAAUAUUUCAUGACAAUAUUACUAGCAUAAAUCUAGAGCACAACCAAAUUGAUAAGAUUCCUUACGGGAUUUUCUCGCGAGCCAAAGCACUUACAAAGCUUAACAUGAAAGAAAAUUCAUUGACACAAUUGCCACUUGAUUUGGGUAAUUGGACGAACAUGGUAGAACUGAAUCUAGGAACGAAUUCAAUUUCAAAACUUCCCGAUGACAUUCAAUGUCUUCAACAACUUGAAAUUUUGAUUUUGUCAAAUAAUCUUUUGAAGAAAAUUCCAACAACGAUUGGAAAUUUGAGAAAACUUCGCGUUUUGGAUUUGGAAGAAAAUCGUUUGGAGGGAACGAUUCCAUCGGAGAUUGGACUUCUUCAUGAUCUGCAAAAACUUAUUCUUCAAUCAAAUCAAAUCACUGCAUUGCCAAGAACUAUUGGACAUCUUUCGAAUUUGACGUAUUUGUCAGUUGGUGAAAACAAUCUGCAGUUCAUUCCUGAAGAGAUAGCAAAUUUGGAGAACUUGGAAAGUUUAUACAUUAACGAUAAUCCUUUGAUUAAACUUCCUUUUGGACUGGCAUUAUGUCAGAAUCUCGCCAUCAUGUCGAUUGACAACUGUCCACUAAGUUCCAUUCCUCAAGAAGUUGUGGCUGGCGGACCUUCACUCAUAAUACAAUAUUUAAAACUGUUAUCGAUAUUAGUGAUCACCUUUUUAUCGAUUAUACUCACAGUGAAGUGUAAUGAAACGGAAAAGAAAUUUUUAACUUGCAACGUUACCAAUUCUACACCUGAGAACACAGGAUGUCCUAAUAUAUCAAAAUGCAUUGAAAAUGUAACUUUGAAUGGAGUUUUACAAGGGUCUUGCGUAUGUGCUCCCAAUUAUACCGUGAAUCAGAAUUAUUCUGCUACCGAUAAUUCUUCGCAAUAUUGCAUUGAGAACAAGUCACCUCCUGCAAUACAAACAACAAUUAUCACACCAACAGUAACAACUCCAAAGCCUCCAGUAACAACAACAGCGAAAAUUGCAACCUCGUCAAAUAUUCCUAUUAUAAAAUCAACCGAACCAGCGGCAACUUCAACUUCGUCAUCAACAACAACAACUUCUACAAUAGCAACAACAAAGAAAACUGAAACUGACGUUCCAGAUGAAAAAUCUGACGUUAAAGUGGCGCCAGCACCCGAACCUCAUCAUGUGUUGGGAGGAAUUUUGCUGCCGAUUUUUAUAGUUUUAGCAUUCAUCGCCGGAGUUUUUGUUGUCAGAAAAUAUGAUGUGAUUGACCGGGUUCAUGGAUAUGUUCGUAAUAGAAAUCAACAAACUCGGUACAAUGGACUUAUGGAGAAUGACUUUGAUGAUGAUCCUCUGCUGAUUUAAGUUCGACACAUUUGUUGUCUCUUCAGUUCCUGAACAUAUUUUAAUCCAAAGAUUGUUGCCUUUCUUCUAAUAACAAACUUUAUAAAGAAAAAACUUCUUAAUUUUACAGUUCACGCGCUUCAGACAUAAUUUUUUUAGUUUAUUUAUUUUUAUCAUUGUUGUCGAGAUAAGCUUUUGUUAUAUUUACACAGACUAUUAAAUAUUCGAAAAUCUUUUUGUGAUUUCAUCGUAGAAGUUUGGUUUAGAUAUGUGACAUUGUACACAAUAAUUUUAAUUGAUAUGAGUGUGAUAAUAGUGAGACAAUUGCUGAUAAAAAAAGGAUGGAAGGAAAAUUAUUUCAUAAUAUGAAAAAUCUAAAUUUAUUCAAAUAAUUUAAAUUCAAUUUCAACAUAAAUUAAAUUGUGCUAUUUCUGAAAUUUACCCAAAUAAAAAAAUUUCAAAAAAAAAUGUUGGAUGGAAGUUAAUUAAGAUUCU
Molecule: messenger RNA, 2984 nt
Organism: Clunio marinus
Lineage: Eukaryota; Metazoa; Arthropoda; Insecta; Diptera; Chironomidae
Source: the annotation of a GenBank genome assembly